AUGGCGCCGAGCUUCCCGAUAUCGCGGCUUCUGCUGCCUAAAGUCAAGGUGGCGCCGGAGGAGCAUCGGCAAGCCAAGCAAAUGAUGACCCGAUUGCUGCAGCACACGGUGCAGGCGUUCGAGACUUUCGCGUACGACGCACAGGGCGUCGUGGACACGGCGCGCUGGAAACAUAUCGGAUCCCAAGACGACCUCAAGCUCUACAAGGAGCGAGUAGCGGGUGCCACUAGCUCCGGUUUGGCGGCGGAACUCGGUCCCGAUACCAUGCUAUCCAACAGCGACGCGGUCGCGGCCUUGGCGUCGCCCACCAUGAUGAUGACCGGCAGCAGUCCCGGCAGCGUGGCUAACGCUAUGAGUGCCGCCAUCUCUCAGAACCAGGACGAGCUCUCGCUGCUUGUGAACUUCAUGCACGAGGACGUGGCCGACUGCGCGGUGCUACACAACGUCGAGUCUCCUACAGCUGAAAAUCCGUAUCACUACUUCGGCUACAAGUACUUCGUGCGCAAGUCGCCUGGAGCUCCGUGUCUCGUCAAGCACCGCGACUCGUUAUAUCUCGAGUACAGUGGCACGUGUACCACGAGACAAGGAGAAAUACUAGGCUUUGUGCUGCUGCAUUCAGUCAACCUGCCGCAUUUCCCGGACUUGACCAGCUACAACUCUAUUCGCGCCCUACAGUCCGUACGCUAUCUGUACCGUCAACGCAGUCACGAGGUUGUCGAAGUCUUCAUGCUCGGUAACCUGGACGUUUCGGGCAUGGUGAUCAAGCCUAUCGCAGACAAGCUGGCGCAGAUCACCUUGUUCGCGCUCGUGCAGCUCACAGACUGCGCGGAAGCCAAGAAACUGACGCACAUGGUCCAGGAACGUCGUCCGUCUGUGCUGGUGCGUUCUCGACAUCCACAUGCCGACGAAUGCCAGCUCUGCGGCAAGACCCCCAAGAAAAUCUCGCUGCUGAGCUCCACGUCCAAGUUGUUGGUGAAGUGUGAGUGCUGCGGCCUGUUCGCCUGCUCAACGUGUCGUGACAUCAAAAGGAUCUACGUACCCAAUCCUGAUCAUAUCCUGGGCAAGUUCGAGAAGGUACCCAUAUGCAUGGCAUGUAUCGUCGAGGCCAACGAGACUCCUGUCGUCUCUCCUCAGGCCCCCGUCUCAAGCUCGUCGUCAAGUGGGAGCUCAGGCCAGCGUGGACGAAGCCCCCAAUACAGCCAAUACCGCGCAGACCCGCUCAGUGCUCGGUCCCAUAAGAGUAUUUCUACUGCUGUGGCUUCGGUGUCUGCAGCCGUCGCCGACAUGGAAUCCCGUUCUAAGCCGUCGUCGUACUCGUCCGGUUUCUCAAUUGGUUCUUACUCGUCGGCGAUCGCGUCAACCCCCACGGCGACCAGUCCAACGGAACCCGUCCGUGCGCACAGAGGUAAUUGCCGCAGUGGUAACUGGGACCGUUCACCUCGCUCUUGUCGGAGCCGUAGUGUCGGACGCCCAGUCGUAUCGCCCGUGCAACCUCGAGACGUGCCGCCCAACGUCAGAGUGUACUUGUCUGGGUCGCUGCAGCAACUGGUCGUUCGUUCCAAUGGCCCCGGCAAGCCUCCGAUGCCAACUUCGAACUUGUCGCAGCCCGGCAGCCAUCGAACGUCCGGAGGUACAAGCAGCAGCAGUCGAUCAUCGCGGUCGCACUCAACUGGAAACUCCACGGGCUGCUCUCCUCAGGAAGCGAUGUACGCUCGACUCGUGGAACUCAAUGGCGUAGCCGAACAGACCAGCGCGUACGUGUCGUCUCGAGGCCGAAGGAUGUCGUAG
Molecule: messenger RNA, 1788 nt
Organism: Phytophthora nicotianae INRA-310
Lineage: Eukaryota; Oomycota; Peronosporomycetes; Peronosporales; Peronosporaceae
Exons: 1
Coding region: 1-1788 (595 amino acids)
Source: RefSeq, a predicted model, not a curated record